GUUGAAAGAAUUAAUCGUCAAUCAAAGUCUCUUUAUAAUUUUUUGAUGUUCAAGAAUACUAUACUGUAUAUGUAAAGCAUCUUUGUCUUUAGCAUUUUAACCCUUUAACAGAAAAAGAAAAAAAAAAAAUAAGAAGACAAACUUUCCUAAUAAAUAGCGUUGGAAAGAGAGAUAAGAGAUGCACAUCUAAGAUGAAAGGGAGAAUGAAGCAUGAGGAGGAGGAGCCACUCAGCCCGAUGGCGCGAGUAUUCCAGUCGCCAGGCAUAGACUUAUGUGUCAUCAUAAAUAUUGGUUUCAAAACCAAAAUUAAUCUUGAUGCUUUGAGGCAUAAUGUCUACAAGCAUCCUCGUUUCUCCAGCAAACUGUCUGACAAUGGUGCAAAAUGGAUAGAGACCAAAGUCAAUGUAGAAGAUCAUGUAAUCGUACCAUACAUAGAUCCAGAAGAGAUAUGUGAAGGUGGACAAAGCUUCGUCGAUGAUUAUAUCUCACGUCUCACAAUGAUUCCUCUUGAUAAAUCAAGACCCUUGUGGGACAUUCACAUCCUUAACGUCAAAACCUCUGAUGCUGAGGCAGUGGGUGUAAUAAGAUUUAACCAUGCGUUGGGAGAUGGAAUGUCCUUCAUUUCCCUCCUUCUCGCAUGUACCCAUAAAACAUCAAAUCCAGACAUGUCUUCUACUGCUAUUCCUUCCGUGAAACGGCGAAGCACGGUGCCGCAUAGCCUUGAAAAAACCGGCUGGUUCUUAAGGGCAAUAUUCACCAUUGGUUCUACAAUGAUAUUGAUUUGGAAUACACUUGUAGAUAUGUUGUUACUUUUUGCCACUCUGUUGUUUUUGAAGGAUACCAAAACGCCACUGAAAGGUGGUGCGAAUGUCAGGAGCAAUCCAAAGAGAUUUUAUCACCGAAAUAUAUCUCUAGAUGACAUUAAACUUAUCAAGAACGCUAUGAACAUGACUAUCAACGAUGUUCUACUCGGAAUUACACAAGCCGCUCUUUCUAGCUAUAUGAAACGACAAUAUGGUAAACAUUAAAUUCAAUAUAUAUGAUAUGAUGUAUAUUAUUAAGAGUUGAUCUAAUAAUUAACUUAUACAAUACUAGAAGUCAUCCCGUGCUACGCACGGAUUUAGCUUACAUUGUUUUUGAAUUUUAGUAAUUUGGAUAUUAUACUUCUUUUAUUU
Molecule: messenger RNA, 1175 nt
Organism: Camelina sativa (false flax)
Lineage: Eukaryota; Viridiplantae; Streptophyta; Magnoliopsida; Brassicales; Brassicaceae
Source: RefSeq, a predicted model, not a curated record